This is a messenger RNA of Danio aesculapii, 2824 nucleotides long. RefSeq names its product ubiquitin-associated domain-containing protein 1-like. NCBI's taxonomy places the organism in Eukaryota, Metazoa, Chordata, Actinopteri, Cypriniformes, Danionidae. Gene Ontology annotation, molecular function: protein binding. The record is from RefSeq and is a predicted model, not a curated record.
ACCGACCGCUGUCUGUCGCUCUCGCAUCGCAGGUGUCAACGGAGCAAGCGUCCCUGCUGCGGCGAGUCAGGAAACCUAUCUGUCCCGUCGAGAAAAACAUCAGUCCUCCGGAGCCGCCGGCACAACAGAACGGACGGCCUGACAAUGCUCGAUUGAGACCGUGAGCUCGCGUCUGUUGCCAGGGCAGGUUUAAGCGGGGAAGAGGGCGGCUUUCCGGGCUGUAGACAGCGGGUUCGCGGAGCGUCUUCAGCGGGGAGCGCUGCGGUCCUGCCGCCGCCGCCACUGCUACAGCUGCCGCUACAAUGUUCGUUCAGGAGGAGAAGAUCUUCGCAGGCAAAGUCCUGAAGGUCCACGUCUGUACAAUGGAGGGAUCUGAGUGGUUGGAGGAAGUCACGGAAGACACCACUAUAGAGAAACUCAAGGAGAAAUGCUUAAAGCAUUAUGUCCAUGGAAGUCUAGAGGAUCCUAAAACCCUUACACAUCACAAACUCAUUCACGCCGCCACUGAAAGAAUUCUCACUGAAUCCAAAACAGUCUCUGAGGAAAAUCUUAAAGAUAAAGAUUGUUUAAUAUUGUUAAAGAAAAGACCUCCACCAGCUCCACCAAAAAUGACCGACAUAUCUUCUGAAGAGAAGAAGAAGCAAGAGAACAAAGCUCCAGAUAAGGAUGCCAUCCUCAAAGCCACAGCAAGCCUGUCCACUCGUAACACUGACCGUACUGUAACUCAGCACAACAUCAGAGAUUUUCAGACAGAGCUGAGAAAGAUUCUAGUUUCGCUUAUCGAGGUCGCUCAGAAGCUGCUGGCUCUGAAUCCUGAUGCUGUAGAGCUUUUUAAAAAGGCCAAUGCCAUGCUAGAUGAGGAUGAGGAGGAUCGUGUGGAUGAAGCAGCCCUGCAGCAGUUGACUGAGAUGGGUUUUCCUGAGAGUCGUGCUGUGAAGGCUCUGCGCUUAAACCACAUGUCUGUCACCCAGGCUAUGGAAUGGCUGAUUGAGCAUGUUGAUGACCCCAUGGUUGAUACGCCUCUACCAGGACAGGACAGUCCAGGGGCGGCCGCCGCUGCAGCACCCGCUCCAGGAGCCUCUGCCACAGCUUCAGCAGCCCGUGCUCGUUUGACCUCCCAGGCCAGCAUAGACGAGGCCAAACAGGACGAACUGACAGAGAUCUUUAAAAGGAUCAGAAGGAAAAGAGAGUUCAGGCCAGACUCACGGGCAGUGAUUGCACUAAUGGAGAUGGGCUUCGAUGAGAAGGAAGUGAUCGAUGCUCUUCGCGUCAAUAAUAAUCAACAGGAUGCAGCUUGUGAAUGGCUGCUCGGUGACAGAAAGCCCACUCCUGAGGAUCUGGACAAAGGCAUUGAUACCAAUAGUCCACUGUUUCAGGCCAUCCUGGAGAACCCUGUUGUACAGCUUGGUCUUACAAACCCCAAGACUCUUCUAGCAUUUGAGGACAUGCUGGAGAACCCGCUGAACAGCACGCAGUGGAUGAAUGAUCCUGAGACAGGUCCCGUCAUGCUCCAAAUCUCCAGAAUCUAGACACUCAACCGCACAUAAGCACACCUCAUCUCUGGAGCAGCCGGAACCACAGUGCAGCGGAAAGGUCAAUCGUUUAUAAGAGAACUGUGUGAGUUUGUGUGUGUGUGUUUGUGGCAUAAUUAUUGUUUUAAGUGGGAAGUCACAGAUGAUGAAUGUAAAAAUACGAUGAUGACAUUUUCACAUCAUGAUAUACAGAGGAAAAUAUCUAUUUAUAUCUCUACUCAACACUUGUACAAAGCAGUAACUUAAUGAUGAAUCGCUAACUACAUUAUUUAGUUUUUUUUUUUAUAUUUUAGGAAGAUUUGUUUUUAAUUAUAUUAAGCACAUGCUUUAUUUUAUGUAAUUUUUUCCCUGUGUAAUUGUACAAUUAGUCAUUUAAAAAGAAGAAAAACAAUUUUGUAUGUUACCUGUGCGCAAAGAUCAAAUUCGAACCAAAUUAUGACACCUCACACAGUACAUUUAAAUGUUUCUACAGGGAGGUAAACAUGUAUUUAUGUAUUCAACCAUUAUUGGUUCAAAAACAAUUAGGUUAUGUAAUAGAUGUUCCUUACAACCAAAUGAUCUGAACGUAUGUUGUGGGAAAGCGAGCACCAGCAGUUUUUCUGCAAUUCCUCAUUUAAAGAUGGUUCGAACAUGGUACAUGUAUUUCUGUGAUGUGGAACUGACGGAAGCCCCUUGUGAACACUGAUAUAUGAUAGAUAAUGAAAUCUAACCUGAUCCCUUUGUUUCUUUUAUCUCUCUUUUUCUUCUAAUCCAGGGGUGGGCAAACUCUCUUCUGGAGGGCCGGUGUCCAGCACAGUUUAGCUCCAAGUCUAAUCAAACACACCUGCUUAUAGAUUUCUGGUGAUCUUGAAGACACUGAUAAGCAUGUUCAGGUGUGCUUGAUUAGUGUUAGAGCUAAACUGUACAGGACACCGGCCCUCCAGGAACGAGUUUGCCCACCUCUUUUCUAAUCUAUAAACAGACUAUUCAGGUGGAAUCUGUCCAAAUAGACACAAUUCAGUUUUUGUUUUGUCUGUUUAGAACAAAGAUGUUAUAUACCUAAAUGAGUACUGGAUCGUUACCUUACUUUACUCUCUGUAGCCCCUGCAUCAGGGGUUUUCAAGUGAAGUAUUGCAGUAACUUUUUAUUAUCCACUAUUAUGAUCAAGCUGCUGCCUCUGUCUUGCUGUACUUACAGCAGGCUGGGAAGUUUAGAAACUUGUUUCUGCCAUGGAAAAUAAAGUUUAUAUUUCACAAUUCAGACUUUUCCUCUGAGAUUUGUGAAUUAAAUCUCACAUUUGCAUGUUAUGAACU